Molecule: messenger RNA, 1557 nt
Organism: Cordyceps militaris CM01
Lineage: Eukaryota; Fungi; Ascomycota; Sordariomycetes; Hypocreales; Cordycipitaceae
Product: rhomboid family protein
Exons: 1
Coding region: 1-1557 (518 amino acids)
Cellular component (GO): membrane
Molecular function (GO): serine-type endopeptidase activity
Source: RefSeq, a predicted model, not a curated record
AUGCCAGCCGUGCCUCAGCCGCGCCGCUGCAGAAUGGCCUUGUUCUCCAAUCAUAGAAUCUGCGACUACGAACAGCUACCGAACGAUUACCAGGAUAGGGUUGGGCUGCCCUUUAGCAUCAACGAACUGACGCAUGUGGAAGUACAACGUAUAUUCGGCGCCGACAUGAAACCGGAACCCGCCAACCACCUGCUGCGGGUGCUCCAUGGCCGACGUGUCGCUGGCACACUCGAUGACCCCGCGUAUGCGGUCAACACGGCACAAUUUACAUACGAGCAAAUGGGAAAAGCCCUAGCCUACCUAAGAAAGACGGUGCCGGUCGAGGAGGUUCGUAACGCAGGCCUGCGCGCGGAAGACGAGCUGGCCCAGAUGGAGGGUCAAAUGGCCGAGGCAAAGGAAGCGAACGAGCGAGAGGUCGAACACGAAGAAGGGGUCAUAGCACGAGAGGCGCCGUAUACAGAAGACCCAGUUUAUGGGCACAGCGUAUUCGACCAGAUCCGAGCGACGAAUCGAGCGAAGCAAAAAGCAAGAGACGUGGCUGCGACAAAGGAUCGGUUGGAGAGAGAGGAGCGCGAAGGCACCAUUCCAGGCACCCUGGCGGAGCUAAAUCAAGAAAGCCACGGCCAUCGGACGAAAGCGAUUACCAACCCCACGAUUCAGGCAUAUUACGAAGCGGCACAGUCGGACCUCGUAGAGCCGCCCGAUAUGUCUGUCGCGGCGAGGAUCCUACCGUCUGCCAUUUUCGUGACGCUGUUGCUUGGACUCAUGGCCGCCAUCAGUAUGGUAUACGAGGAGCCAGCCAGACGGUACCGUUUGAUCCCCGAGAUCUCAACAGCGCAGGCUACCGUGGCGGCACUCGUCGCUGUCAACCUCUUGGUCUACAUGGCGUGGAAGGUUCCUCCGCUGUGGAAGUACCUCAAUGGCCUCUUCAUCGUGUCUGUCGCAACACCACGUCCAUUGGCCAUGUUUACGACCAUCUUCUCGCACCAGUCGCUCAGUCAUCUGCUGGCGAAUAUGCUGCCGUUGAUUGUCAUUGGCCCCGCGCUCCAUGACGAAAUGGGUCGCGCCGACUUUUUGACGCUCUUUCUGGCAUGCGGUUCGCUUAGCUUCGUCGGAUCUCUCACCACGUAUACACUCCGAGGUAUGCUAGGCACGACGACAAUUGGCGGCUCGGGUGCGACGCUGGGCUUGUGUGCGGCAUACUUUUGGGAGCACCGCAUGGACGGCUUCAAGUUCUUCGGGCUCCCGGAGCAUGGCGUGCACGGAAUCAUUUUCCUAGCUGGCCUGCUGGCGCUGCAGCUCGCAGGACUGGGCAAGGCGCUGGCGCGCAAAAUUGACCUGGCGAGUCACUUGGCGGGCUUCGCGGCGGGCAUGGCGAGUAUCGAGGUGAUUCAGCGGACGGCGAGGCAGAGGCAGGCAAACGAGGUGGAAGGUAGGAGCGUCAUUGAGGUUUGGUUCUGGCUAAAGCCGUGGCUACGUGCUUGGUUAGAUGAGAAGCAAGCAACCGCAGCAGUGGCGGAGGCGGAGCGCGAAGCUCAGAGAAAGGACAAGAAGUGA